Molecule: messenger RNA, 1440 nt
Organism: Rhodamnia argentea
Lineage: Eukaryota; Viridiplantae; Streptophyta; Magnoliopsida; Myrtales; Myrtaceae
Product: glucan endo-1,3-beta-glucosidase 11-like
Exons: 4
Coding region: 130-1383 (417 amino acids)
Biological process (GO): carbohydrate metabolic process
Cellular component (GO): plasma membrane
Molecular function (GO): hydrolase activity, hydrolyzing O-glycosyl compounds
Source: RefSeq, a predicted model, not a curated record
UCAGCCGAACGCCACCGUCUCUUCAAAGAUCACGUUAGCCCCGAUCCAACCCAUCUCCACUUCAGCUUUCAACCCCUCACUCCCACUCACUCCCAGUGUCAGUCCACGGUCUCUCCGCCUCUCUCCGCCAUGAUUUCCUCCGCAUUACCUCCGUCGAACCUCGCACUCCAUCUCUCUCCUUCCCUUCUCCUCCUCCUCGUCCUCCUCAUUUCCGGCCUCGCGUCCCCGUCUACAAUGGCGGCUCCGAUCGGCGUCAACUAUGGCCAGAUUGCCAACAACCUGCCGCCGCCGGACCACGCGGUGGCGCUGGUGAAGGCUGUCGGGGCGACCCGGGUCAAGCUCUACGACGCGGACCCCCGCGUCCUCUGCGCCUUCGCCGGCACCGGCGUCGAGUUCACGGUCGGCCUGGGCAACGAGUUCUUGGCCCAGAUGAAGGACCCCAAGGGCGCUCUCUCCUGGGUCAAGACCAACGUCCAGUCCUUCCUCCCCGCCACCAAAAUCACCACUAUCGCCGUCGGCAAUGAGGUCUUCACCUCCAACGACACUUCCCUCAGGGACCUUCUCAUCCCGGCUAUGCGGAACGUCCACGACGCCCUCGCGAGCCUCGGCCUCGACAAGCAGGUCACCGUGACGACGGCCCACUCGCUGGCCAUCCUCGGCACCUCCUACCCGCCGUCGACGGGCAAAUUCCGGCGAGAUCUCGUGAGCCGCGUCAGCCAGGUCCUGGACUUCCACUGCCAGACCGGGUCCUCGUUCCUGAUCAACGCCUACCCGUACUUCGCCUUCAAGGCCAACCCAAAGCAGGUCCCCCUGGAGUUCGUCCUCUUCCAGUCGUCGCAGGGGGUCACCGAUCCCUCCACGGGGCUCCGCUACGAGAACAUGCUGUUCGCCCAGAUCGACGCCGUCCACUCCGCGCUCGCGGCUGUCGGGUACGCCAACAUGACGGUGCACGUAUCGGAGACGGGGUGGCCAUCAAGGGGCGACGACGACGAGGUCGGGGCGACGCCGGAGAACGCGAAGAAGUACAAUGGGAAUCUGAUGAGGAUCGUGAAGCAGAAGAAGGGGACGCCGAUGAAGCCAAAUUGUGACCUGAACAUAUACGUAUUCGCGCUGUUCAAUGAGAACUUGAAGCCCGGGCCGAUGUCGGAGAGGAACUACGGGCUGUUCAAGCCGGACGGGACGCCGUCCUACAUGCUUGGCGGCAGCGGCGGGGUGAGCAAUGCGACGAGCUCUGGAGGGUCCGGUGGGGGCGGGAGCGCUUCUGACGGAUCGCCGGCGGCACCGAUUGGCUACCUCUCCGUUACCUCCGGCGCGAGUGAACUGCAAUCAGUAGGUGCAGCCUGCCUCGUUUCGGCUCUGUUCCUGAUCAAGCUCGUCUUUUGAAGUUUGAAUCCGAUCUGAUAUCGAAUUGGGUGAUCAAGAAUCAACGAAAUGGGUAUC